UGACUUCAGGCUCUCUAUUGUGAAAACCAGGAAGUCGUACGACUACGAGGGUAAACAAAUCGUACGACUAAGAGGGUAAACAAGGGUAAGGUCGUAAACAGAUGAAAUCUUGUCACUCUUCAACAUGUUCAGGGCUUUGGAUUUGUAAGUGAUGAAGAAUUCUUCGAUGAAAAUUUCACCCGAUCAUGGCAGCAAUUGUACAUUUAACAUACAAUUGUUUACAGCUGCUUAAUCAGUAUCUUGGGACAUUAUGGCCUAUAAAAGUUAUCAUAGGAAAACAAACCCUGCAACCAAUAUCUACUGAGACAGAACUGAAAGUGCUGAGAACAUUCUAUCUUCUGAAGCGUAAAAAGGAUGUUUGUCAGUCAAGGAACAAAGUUAAGGAACUUGUAUCUUCGUUUCCCCUGAAUGAAGAUGUGCUUAGUGUUUAUGACACAACAACUGGAUGCAAUCUUCUGCAGUUUGCAAUAAUAAACGGAGAUAAAGAUUUGGCUUUAAAUUUGUUGAAAUGGCAUGGUCGUCAUGGUUACAAACAUUGCAGUCCUCCUGUUCAUCUGGCAGCAUCUUGGGGAGAUUUGACAAUUCUACAACACCUUCUAAAUAAUGGUUUGGAAUGUAAUUUUGCAGCAGGGAUCUGUUAUCCCGAUCCUCAUCAACCAGUUGGCCAUACAAAAUGGCUUUGGCUAAUGGAUCAACCAGUCUACAAGUGCAAUAAGAAUCAGUUGUUACCCAUUUAUUGGGCAAUAGUUAGCGACAGGGUAUCAUGCUUCGCAAUACUUCUUAAUCACAUGAUCAAUAAAGGGGAGAUAAUCCCUGAAAUGGUUGAUCUUCUUCAUUUUGCAUGUCGUAGAGGGGCAAGCAAAUGUAUCAGUAAAAUUCUUUCUAAAAAUCCAUCAAUCGUCAACUCAAUGGAUGUAAACAAAGACACACCCCUUUUACUCGCAGUAGUUUGGGGAAAACUAUGCUCAAAGACUUUGAUUGAUUUUGGCGCUGAUGUAAAAAUUGUAUCCAGUAUUGGAGAGACAGCUCUUCAUAGAUUAUAUAACAAUGAUGUUGAUGGUUUGUUUACAAUUUUUGACACUACAAAAUAUUUAUUGACAACUGGGGUUGAACAAUUGAUAAACUGUAAGAACAAUAACGGAGAAACCCCUCUUCAUGUGUUAGUGUCACAUGUAUCUUACAUAGGAGGGAGCCUGACACACCCAGACGAGGUCUUGUUAAAAUGUUCACGGCCUCAGUUACAGCCAGAUUACCAAAAUCAAGUUGUUGAGACCCUUGAAUUAUUGCUGAAAUUUAAUGCUGACCCUGGGAGCCAGAAUAAUCAUGGACUUCAGCCCUUGGAAAAAUUAAUGCAUAUCGCUCUAAAGUCUUGCCUACCAGAGUCUGAGCAAUGUGAAUGUGUUAAAUUGUCUAUUAGUUCAACAUACAGUUAUAAAAAUGAUUAUGGUCAUUUGUGUAGUGCCUUAAAAGUUUUGCUUGACCGAGGGUCAGAUUUGAAUAAAUCAUGUCUUGAAGGUCAUACUCCUUUAUUACUCAUGAUGCAAUGUUUAUUGAAAGACAAUAUUGAAAAUUUAUGUGAACAAAGUAUGGAAGUAAUAAACAUUGUAAACUUGUUACUAGAAAAUGGUGCUAAAACUCUGAAAUUUUGUCAUGGUGGCUCUACCAUAUUAGCAAAAAUCGCAGCUCGUUUCUUUACCAUUUCUGACAAUAAUUCAUCCAUUUUUAGUGAUUCAAGGCAGAUAUUUUCAUCACUUGUAAACAGUUUAUUAGAGACUUUUCUGAAAAAUGGUCUUAACCCAAAUUAUGUCACUGAUAUAAAAAGCCAGCAUUUGCAAGGAGGUAGUGGGAAUUCGUUAAUUGAUUUUGUCCGUUUAACUGAAAUGGCUGCGGUACCAGAAGACUUCAUUGAAAUCCACAGAUGGCUGAAAACAUUGUUUGCAUGGGGUGCAGACCCGGAUCUUGAACCUUAUCCUUCAGAACCUAUCAUUUGUCAUUCACAAAGUUCAAUAUUUCUGAAAAAGCAAGACACGCAGGCUAUGAGUCAUUAUAUCCAUGAAGUUAAAGACAUGGGUAUUAAUAUAUUCCAGGAUGGAAAUGCGCAGGAACUUCUGAUGAUAUUCUAUAAUACUAUGUCAUAUGAUAUUCUGUAUAACUGUCUAAAUACUGCCAGAGUUAUCUCCCAUUUUCAUCCCCUUGGUGCAACAAGGAAAUCUUUCCUACAAAUUCUAAACCGUCUGGCUGAAAAUCCAAGAAGUUUAAAGCAAAAUGCUAGAGUUGCUAUUUACAAAUCUAUUGACAGAAAUCUAGUGGAAAAAGUACCUCAAUUGCCUUUGCCUACAUUGCUCAAAAAUUAUUUGUUAGAAAUAUAUUAAAUAUGCUGUUAAUUGCUGAAUUGGUCUUUUAUAUACUAUGUGUAAAUAUGUGAUGAUUAUUUGUGUAUACAGCUGUCUCAAUGUAAGAACAGAUCUCAAUAUUCUGUAUCAAUAGAAAAAAAUAUAAAUCCAGCAAUGACAGAGACACUUUACAGAUUGAUCUUAGAAGAUACAUGUACUACAUGUAUGCAAUAUGCACUAUCAUUACCAAAUGCAAUCAUUUUGUUUCUAUUCUUCAUUUUUGUCUUGAAUUUAAAGCGAUAUAAAUUAUUUAUGACAGCUAUAUAUUUUCAAGGGUGAAAGACCUGGAUGCUGCAUACCUUGUAUUCAGAUCCCUUAUCAUGCUUACAUGUAUGUUAAUAAGUUUUUAUCUGACAUAUGUCCAUUGUCCUUGACUCCAUUUUCAUGGUUUUGGGACUACUUAAAAAUGUUGAGCUUUGGCAAUGUUAAGUUCUUUGUUUUUUAGAUGGUUUUUGGGAUACGAUUGCUGUCAAGCAAUCUGUAGACUUUUACCGUUGACUCAUGCUACAUUUCCUCACGUCAUUCGUUUUAUUCUAAACAUUCAGCAACAUCUCAGAUUCUUAUGAUUGUCUUGCUUUAAAAGGUAAAAACAAGCAAAACGAUUGAACAUAAACAACUUUCCUGUAAUGUUUUACUCAUUAUCUUCAUGUGUGAUAUUUUCCUUGACUUAUAUGCGUGUUUUUAACAACACGGAAAAUCCGAAUAAACAGUAUUUAUAUUUA
Molecule: messenger RNA, 3115 nt
Organism: Mytilus trossulus (common blue mussel)
Lineage: Eukaryota; Metazoa; Mollusca; Bivalvia; Mytilida; Mytilidae
Exons: 2
Coding region: 186-2372 (728 amino acids)
Biological process (GO): intracellular signal transduction
Molecular function (GO): protein binding
Source: RefSeq, a predicted model, not a curated record